Haemonchus placei is the source of this 567-nucleotide messenger RNA. Lineage: Eukaryota; Metazoa; Nematoda; Chromadorea; Rhabditida; Trichostrongylidae. The record is from the annotation of a GenBank genome assembly.
AUGGAAAACAAAGAGACAAGAGAUGGUGUGCAUGCCUUAGGCGUAGAAUGGCGAGGAGAGGAGACAGGACCUCGUGAGAAACGACAACAUGGUCGACAGCCGCGCUGCAGUGGAUUACGAAGUCGCCAAACUGAGGCGAAAAGGGCAUUCGUGUGGACGGACGGUUCCUCUGGUACGACAUCGCUUUCAAGCAGCGUUGCAGAAGCUGAAACUAUUCUUGCUGAGCUCAAUAAAGCAAGAAAGAACAUCGAUGGUUUACCCUCGUCUCAAGUUUAUGUCGGAUGUCAUCAAUAUGGACAACGACAUGAAGGAAGACUUGUGAGACGGCAGAAAGCAGCGUGGGCAGCCUCCGUACCUCCGGAAGAGGUCAUCAACCAUCUAGCCGGCCCGGAUCUUCGCGCUAAUCUGCUCGAUUUCACAGUUCUUCCUGCGCUUUGUUACAGGUUCAACCGACUAACUCAACUCAUAGCCGGACUCCGCAGCUCCGAUAUGCGCAGAAUGUCUCGACUUCGCGAUCCGGUGGUAUACAUGAAGAACGCAAAAUUUCGGUGGGCGGUCAUAGAAUGA